Messenger RNA from Heterostelium album PN500, 2832 nucleotides. It is a transcript of the gene rapgap1, whose product is annotated as GTPase-activating protein. The record is from RefSeq and is a predicted model, not a curated record. Gene Ontology annotation, biological process: activation of GTPase activity; regulation of small GTPase mediated signal transduction. The transcript is spliced from 3 exons. Gene Ontology annotation, cellular component: cytoplasm. Bases 1 to 2832 code for a protein of 943 amino acids. NCBI's taxonomy places the organism in Eukaryota, Evosea, Eumycetozoa, Acytosteliales, Acytosteliaceae. Gene Ontology annotation, molecular function: GTPase activator activity.
AUGUCAACCAUCUAUCAUGUAGUUAGAACCACUAGUUAUCAUAGUCGGAAGAAUAGUGAUACCAGCAAUUUGGACAACAGUCAACCAGCUGUCUACUUUGUAAAGAAAUCCGCUAGAAAACGUAGUAUAAUUGUGGACGAUCAAAAUAAUAAUCAUAACCAACAGCAGCAACAACAGCAACAACAGCAACAGCAACCCUCUACUACAAAUAUUAAUUUAAGUAAUAAUAGUAUUAGUAAUAAUAAUAACAAUAACAAUUCACAACAAUCUUCACCAAAGCUCAUAGCUUCAACUUGUUCUUCCUCUUCUUCUUCUUCCAAUUUUCCCCAAUCAUCAUCUUCAUCAUCAAUAACAUCUUCAACAUCAAGUUCAUCACCAGCCUUAUUAACAUCAACACCAACAUCAGCAGCAUAUUCUUCCUGUCCCAUUAAAAAUAUCAUGAUGACAGAAGCCAAGAAUAUCUUUACUCCAGAUAUAAGUUUAUCUUCUUCAUCAUCACCAACUUCAACACCGACGAUUGCUGUGACUUUGGCAGUGACACCUCCACCUUCACCUCAGCUUGGAACGAAUGUAAAGUCAGAAGAGGAAAGAAGAGCCGAACUCAAGUUAUUGCUCUCUUCAGUCAUACCUUGUGUUAUGAUUGGUGUCGAAUCUGCCGAGAGUGAUAUUACCUCAAUUUUCAGUGUAGAGGAUCUCAAUGAGAAACGUCCAUCCUGUCAAGUUUUAAUUGCACUUUCAAAAGUAUUAAAAGAAUAUCCAAAAGGUAUGGGUUAUAUUCCAAGACCAUUGCCAUCUUGUUUGAGUCUGUACCCGAAACUCAGAGAAUUUCGAUCCCAAAUGGAUUUGUUGAUAUGGGAGAUCAUUUCAAAGUUGUCGAUUCUUCGUGAGUUUGUAGAGAGCAAUCAGGACGUUCAGAAUCUUUAUGUGGUGGCGCUGAGUAUUCGUGACGCCAAGAAUUGUUUCACCAUUCACGAUUGUGAACACUACAUAAAGAGUAUCGACGAGAUCGAUCCUGGUCUCAGCAGAAAGCUGUUCUCUUCGUCGUCGUCGAAGCCGAGCAGUCCGAAACCAGUGAUGUCUCGUGCACCACGCGAUAUGAUUGAUUCCACCAAGAACAUGGUGAACUCUGCCAUCGAAUCAAAGUCGAUCCAGCAGCAACAGCAGUUGGCCAAUGGCGGUGCCGGUGCCGGCGAGGAAAAGGUAUCGCUCUUUAGAAACUUGAUAAGUCAACAGGUGAAUGCAAGGAAUACCAACCCACAGGAAUAUAAAAAGAAGUUGCUACAACAUCGUCGUGAGAAACUAGCGGGUAGCGGUGAGCAAACGACUUCGUCACCGUCACUUCAAUCCUCAGGAAAUAACAUCGACAACAAUGGAAAUAGUAACAACAAGAGAAACUCCACUGGAAACUCACCGAAUCUUGUUUCUAAAUCACCGGAUGCUUGGCCAAAUGGUUCACGUACUCCAGUGGAAAAGUCGCGUAACAGUUUGACUCCGCCUGGAAAGUCAGGACGUUCCUUCUCGGAUCCAUCGAUUUUCAGUGACCAGCAGCAGAUGCAACAACAAUUUUUGCAUCCCUCCAUCGAUAGAAUCAAUCGUCACUACAAGUUGCAAGCAUCUUCAUCACCGUCGACCUCCUCGACAAACAUUGCCAAUUGUCUCACUCCGCCACACCUCAAUCUCAACGCUGACUUGGACACCUCACAGGAAUGGGAAAAGUACAAUGAGCAGGCAGCUGUCGACGCCGGAUGUCAUCUGCUCCAACAGGUGCGUGGAUUCAAGACGGACGCAGGAAGCGCUCAGCUGAAGGCACUGUUGGAUAUCAAUCAAUUCUUGAUUCGCGAGGAAGCCAACGACGAGUUGUUUUACCACAACGACUUUGCCGAGCGUAACCACAUCAAUUUCCUCGGUGUCAGCAAGGGUGCCGAUAAGACACCGAUCGCCAUAUCGAUCUGCACUUGCGUGCUGGAGAACGAGAUGGAACUUCUGUAUAUUAUUAGAACGCAAGAGGGUGACGAACGUCUGCGCUUCAAUUUCAACAAGAGUCGUGACAUGUCCGCCAAGGACAUGAUCAAGCUGCUCAAGAAGACACGCCAGCAGUUUGCCAACUACCGAAUCAAGGAGAUCAAAGAGGAGAACAUUCUCAUGGAUCUCUUGGAUUUCGAAGCGAAGAACAGCGCACAAAAGAACUUCAAAUUCGGUGUACUCUAUUGUCGUGACGGCCAGACCACAGAGAACGAGAUGUACGCCAACCAAGAGCCGUUCAGCAAGCGAUACACCGAGUUCCUCGAGUUGCUAGGUGAGCGUAUCGAGCUGAAAGACUGGAAGUUCUAUAGGGGCGGUCUCGAUAUCAAGGAUAACAUGACCGGAACACACUCGAUCCAUCGAUUCUGGCGAAACUAUCAGGUGAUGUUUCAUGUCGCCACGAUGAUUCCACACAAGCCCGACGACCUCCAGCAGAUCGAUCGUAAGCGACAUCUCGGUAACGACAUUGUCAUCUUGAUUUUCAAGGAGGGUAACACACCAAUCAACCCGGCGAUAUUCAAAUCGAAUUUCAAUCAUAUAUUUGCCGUUGUACAGGUUGACGAAGAUAUGUCAACACCGGAAACCACUUUUUAUAAAUUCUCGAUCACUUCCAAAGAUGAAAUCACAUCAUUCGGUCCAUCAUAUCCCAAACACUAUAGUUUCUCAUCUGAAGAACUUAAAGAAUUUUUAAUAACCAAAUUGACCAAUGGAGAAAGAUGGGUAUUAAAUUCACCUGUAUUCUCUCAAAAGUUUGUUAGAACAAGAAGAGAAUUCUUACAAUCCUAUAUCAAUGAUUAUUUUGAAAAUUAA